Oreochromis niloticus (Nile tilapia) is the source of this 3204-nucleotide messenger RNA. RefSeq lists its product as uncharacterized. The record is from RefSeq and is a predicted model, not a curated record. NCBI's taxonomy places the organism in Eukaryota, Metazoa, Chordata, Actinopteri, Cichliformes, Cichlidae. The transcript has a single exon. Gene Ontology annotation, molecular function: nucleic acid binding. Gene Ontology annotation, biological process: DNA integration. Bases 28 to 3081 code for a protein of 1017 amino acids.
UUGAUCCCAUGGGAACAGUACAAAAGUAUGCUGAGUCAGUUGCCGCUGCAACCCACUGACAUUAUGCUGAAAACAUACACUGGGGAGCCGCUGGCACCAGAAGGGGUCAUCAAGGUGCAAGUUGAGCUGAAUAAGCAGCGUGCUACACUACCCUUGUACGUGGUAAAGGUGGAUGCUCCACCACUGUUUGGUAGGGAGUGGCUGAGAGUUAUCAAGCUGAACUGGAAAGACUUAAAGAUGAUUCAUGCCAGAGAGCAGAGCGGGAAUGACAACCUGGAGGCUGUGUUAAAGAAACACUCAGCCGUUUUCUCUAAGGAGCUGGGCACAAUGAAGGGAAUUAAAGCCAGAUUGACUCUUAGGCCUGAUAGUGUCCCCAAAUUCUGUCCACCACGUAACGUGCCUUAUGCUCUCCGCCCUCGGGUGGAGGCGGAACUGAAACGCCUGACUGAGCUUGGGGUGAUCACACCAGUGGAGCAUAGUGAUUGGGCUACGCCCGUGGUCCCUGUCAACAAGAAGGAUGGCUCAGUGAGACUCUGCGGUGAUUUCAAAGUCACUCUAAAUUCGCAGCUCUGUGUGGAUAAGUACCCACUUCCACGCAUUGAGGACCUGUUUGCUUCUCUAGCAGGAGGUCAGCAUUUCAGUAAGCUAGACUUAGCAAAUGCCUACCUACAGAUGGAGGUAGAAGAGGAGUCUAAGAAGCUGCUGACUAUUUCGACUCAAAAAGGGUUGUUCCGUUUCAAUCGCUUACCUUUUGGAGUGGCGUCGUCACCUGCAUUGUUUCAGAAGGCUAUGGAUCAAGUGCUUCUCGGCCUGCCAUACACCCAUUGUUAUCUGGAUGACAUCCUCGUCAGUGGUCCUGACAAACAGACACACCUGAGAACCCUUGAGGCAGUGUUGAGCAGGCUGGAGGACUAUGGCCUGCAUCUCAAACAGGAGAAGUGCCUGUUUUUCCAGGAAUCAGUGGAAUACCUGGGCCACAUAAUUGAUGCGGCAGGGUUACACAAAUCACCGGAAAAGGUGCGUGCCGUUAUGGAAGCUCCAGCACCAGCUGAUGUCAGCCAAUUGCGUUCCUUUCUGGGAAUGCUUAACUAUUAUGGACGUUUCAUACCUGAUUUAGCUACGGUCCUGAAGCCGCUGAAUGAGCUACUCAGUAAAGAGAAGAAAUGGCAGUGGACACCAACCUGUGAGUCAGCUUUCCAGAAAGCUAAAGAACGUCUGGCCUCACCAGAAAUACUCACCCACUACAAUCCUGAACUGCCUCUCCGUUUGGCAUGUGACGCUUCACCAUAUGGAGUUGGAGCCGUGCUCUCACAUGUCAUGCCUGAUGGCCAAGAACGGCCAAUUGCUUAUGCUUCACGAACUCUCAGUAAAGCAGAACGAAACUAUGCUCAGAUUGAGAGGGAGGCGUUGGCAAUUGUUUUUGGGGUGCGCAAGUUUCACCAGUAUCUCCAUGGUAACAAGUUCACCUUGCUCACUGAUCAUCGGCCACUGACCUCCAUCCUGAGUCCAGUGAAAGGUACACCAUCAAUGGCAGCUGCACGAAUGCAGCGUUGGGCGCUCCUUCUGUCAGCACAUAAUUACACCUUGCAGUAUCGGAAGGGGGCACAUCACGCCAAUGCGGACGGACUGUCACGUUUACCGCUGCCCCUUGCACAGAAAGAGAAACAGGGAGCGGUGGAGGUAUUCUACGCAUCUCAACUGGACACAUUACCAGUCAGUGUUGCUGAGAUCAGACGUGACACCUUGUCUGAUGUCACAUUGUCUCGUGUCCUGGAAAUGGUAACAACUGGACGUUUUCCAGCAGCAAAGGACACAGAUCGAGAGCUGUCACCCUAUCUGAUUCGCAGACAUGAACUCGCAAUACAGCAGGGAUGCCUCAUGUGGGGCGUGAGGGUGGUUGUGCCACCUAAACUGCGCUCUCAUGUCCUGAAAGAGCUCCACACUGCACAUCCAGGGAUGGUGAGGAUGAAGAGCUUAGCUCGCAGCUAUGUUUGGUGGCCUGGGAUUGAUUCUCAAAUUGAGCUUCAAGCUAAAGCCUGCCACUCUUGUCAGCGUGUGCAAAAAGAGCCUGGGUUAGCACCUUUGCACCCUUGGCUGUGGCCUUCCUGUCCGUGGGAACGGAUCCAUGUGGAUUUUGCAGGUCCAUUUGAAGGUCACAUGUACCUGGUGGUGGUAGAUGCACAUUCCAAGUGGCCUGAAGUGCAUAUUAUGGAUAGCACCACAGCUGGUAAAACCAUACAAGUGCUGCGGGGUCUUUUUGGUCGCCAUGGCAUUCCUCACGUCCUGGUGAGUGAUAACGGACCGCAGUUCUGUUCUGAGGAAUUCAGGGUGUUCCUGAAAGCUAAUGGAGUUAAACACAUCCGCUCCGCGCCAUACCAUCCUGCCACUAAUGGUUUGGCUGAGCGUUUUGUGCAGACAUUCAAGCAUGCACUGAAAGCUUCCAGGGGUACAGCACCUGUGCAACAACGCCUUGACACGUUCCUUUUGACAUAUCGCAACACUCCCCAUGCAACAACUAGAGAAACGCCAGCCAUAUUGUUCAUUGGACGCAAGCUGCGCUCUCGACUGGAUUUUCUGAAGCCCAGUGUGGCCGGAGCAGUGCGUCGGGCACAAGAUGCUCAACAACAAUGCCGACAGCAACACUCCAGGGACAGACGGUUCACUCUGGGCGAACCUGUCCUGGUGCGUGAUUAUAGGAAGGGAGAGGACAAGUGGACGCACGGUGUCGUACUGGAGAAGACUGGGCCAGUGUCAUACAAGGUGAAUGUGGGAGCCCAAGGAGUGUGGAAACGUCAUGUAGAUCAGAUGCUGACGCGACCCGAGUCAGUAUCUCAGCAGGUCACAGUGGAUCCUCCGACAAGCUCUCAGAUGUCACCAGCCCAGAGUGGUAGUGACACCAUGCUUCACCCUUGUACAUCUCUGCAGGAAGAGACUGUUGAACAGGUUCUGGGGACCACCUCACCUCCAGAAACACUCCAGUCUCUUAAACCAUCACCGACUGACUGUACGCAGGUUACAGAGUCUGUAAGACGUUACCCAGUGAGAGUCACUAAGCCACCCGUUCGUUAUCGUGAUGGGUGAGCGUAUUAAGUAGUUCAGUGAGAAUGUUGGUGUUCAGAGAUAUUGUUCUCAAAUACAAAGAAAUUCAUACAGAAAGAAACAUUAGUUCCAGUUUUCAUGAAUGUUGUAAUAAAAAAAAAAAAA